AGAGAGAGAGAGAACUUUAAUGAGAACCAGCAGUUUAGUCGGCUGGGCCUAGGCCUCCCACGAUGGGACGUCGAGGUCUUGCCUCUUCGCCGCUUCAUACACCUGCUGGGUCGCCCAGAGUUGGUUGUCGAGAUGGGAGCUGCGCAAGGCAGCGUUCAAGUGGACAAUUAAUGCUUUCGCGUUCACAACUAAGAGGUGCUGAGGUGUCCUCGGAUUUUUCAAGAAGUUAUGAUCAACGCCAUCACAUAAGCAUAAGCGCCGGCCCCGACGUUUUUUUUAGAUUUGCGCGUGCUUCUCGUGAAGGACGACGACGAAGAAGAAGCGUUCUCCUCUGUCGGCCGUGACGAUUCGUCGUUCUCGGAAGCCGUCGCAAUGCGCCGUCGCUCAUCCCAGUGGACCUUUGCCACCAGGGAUGACGAUGCGUCGGACUCGGGCGAGGAGUACGUCCCUUCGUCGCAGUCGUCGCGCCACCGACGCCGGCGAUCGUCGCGGCGCAAGUCAACGUCUCCUUCGGCGUCGUCCGCCAGGUCGCGCCGCGGGAGCCGCAGGUCGUUGUCGCUAGUGUCGCGUCGCUCCAGCAUGUCGUCUUCGAUGACGUCGUCGACGUCGGUGGCCUCACGGUUUUCCCGUAUGCCGCACGGUGCGGCCCCCGCUCCGGCCACCACUGACGAGGACCUCUCCUCCGAGAUGGACAGCACCGAUGAGGACGCCGAAACCAAGAGGCUCCGCGAGCCGUCGUUCAACAUGGCCCCCGAGAUGAGCGGCUGCCUGCUGCAGUUCGCGGUGGACGUGAGCCGCAAGCUGCGCGAGGGCGGCGACACGCGCAACCUGCUCGUGUCGCCCCUGCUGCUGGCCGGCAUGCUGGUCAUGCUGCUGCACGGCUGCGCGUCGCGCACCAGCGCCUCGGCGGCCGCCCUGGGCCGCGCGCUGCACGUGCACUGGGCGCCGUUCCGCAUGGCGCGCUCGUACGACCGCGUGGCGGGAGCCACCAUGGCGCCCUUCCGGCGGCCCAAGCUGCGCGUGCGCCACUUCACCUACACGUGCUUCAUGGCGCUCUUCCACGACGACAGCGUGCCGCUCGCCCGCUCCUACUACCAGAUGCAGGUACCGCGCCAUAGACGUCCGCACGCAAAGUUUCAUCAUAGACGGCAGCGCUCGUUUCUCCCCUGGCGGGACGAUUUCACUUCCCACGGUAUAGGCAGCGUGCAUCCGCCAGGAGCCUCGACCGUCGCUUCGCGAUCGGUGCCGCUCGUGGCGACCUCGCCGUCCGCGUCGGGAACGCUCCGCGCCGCGGACACGCUUGGUCGCGUAGCGAUCCAAUGUGACGGCGACCGCGAUCAGUGAUUCGCUGUCCAUAACGACCGGCUUUUUUUUUUUGACUGAGUACGUCACUGAGUUUUUUUUUAUUUUCCGAGGUAGAAAUAUAGUUAAAGGCGAACACUUUACUCAAGCGGGCCAUGUCCUUGACGUGAAAGCGGUGGCUUCGACGGCUGGCGUCGAGGUACAGAUUAGUGCGCUAAUUAGCGGCAGUAUCAUAAGGACAUCCGUGCAACCCUCCUGGGUGCAAUUUCCUCCCUUUCAAAUGACCGUGUUAUAUUCCCCUUCUGCAUUAUAAAUUGGAAGCUGUAUCAAGCGACGGAUGCAUGCCGACGGAGCUGCUUGCGGACUUCUUGCAGACUUCUGCAAAAAUAUAUUGGUUGUAAGCAGGAUGGAACUCUUAUUUGAAUUUCACGUUGCACACAAAGGGCUUCCUGCAUAUUUCUGCCUACUUUGCGAGCAGGCACUUUUUCCAGUUUCUUAUGAGCAAACGAACAAAACUAUGUAAGAUGUCGUAA
Dermacentor andersoni is the source of this 1835-nucleotide messenger RNA. RefSeq lists its product as uncharacterized. The record is from RefSeq and is a predicted model, not a curated record. NCBI's taxonomy places the organism in Eukaryota, Metazoa, Arthropoda, Arachnida, Ixodida, Ixodidae.